UGAGGGAAGGCGGCUGUUUCAGAUAUAAGCGUCACAUUAGAAAUAUGGUGUUAGACUAUGAUUCAGAUUCAUCUGACGGCAGUGCUCCGAAUCGAGAAGAAAGGGAUGAAUCUUCAGAUCUCAACUCGUCCAGUGAUGAUGAGGAACGAAAUCGUGUAACACAGAGGAAUAUUUUUGGAGAUGAUACUGAUAGUGAUAAUGAAAUUCAGCCAAAGCAUAAACAUUCAAAGUUUAAAGAACUAAUAAUUUUUUCCAUAUUGAUGAAUUAAUAUUUAAAGAGACGUCAAGAAAUUUGACUAAGCAUUUGUGAUGGAAUUUUUAGCAAUCGAUCUAUGCUUAGCUUUUGGCUCUGUCGAAAGAUACACUACUGUCAUAAUCUUUUCGCUAAUUUUGUUUCUACGAAACAUUCACACUAAUUUCAACGUCUUAAUACACAUCUAGGACAUUCUAAUUCCUGUAAACGUACAUUUAAAAUCUUCCAGUAUUAGUUCAUUCGUAUUGAUUGUAUCAAUCUUCCCAGUGAUGUUGGGAAGUACGAUUGAUCAGUAUCUAGUCAGUUAGAAGAUUAAAAAAUGAACGAAAAUGAAGUUGUGGAAUCAGCGAUCUGAACAAAUAUGCCUAAUACGGGUCGAGAAGGAUCAUUUGAUUACACUCUCUGCACCCAGUGUAAUAAUCCUUCUUAGCGACGAAAUGAUUAGCAUUCGGUGUUUAUUGGAAUCUGUUUAUAGAUCAAUUUAAAUUACGAGGUCAGUAAUACAAAUAAAUGCAUAUAACAUAGAGUAAGAAAAGUGGAUCCAAUGUUUACUCAAAGGUUGCGAAAUAAAUCAUUUAAUAUGGAUUAAGUAGGAAAUGGUAAAUUAGGUCGGGUGGUAAUUAAAUUCCUCGCUUGUUCACAAGAUUAAUAAUAAUAAAAAUAAUGAAAGAUGUGUAAAUGGUAGUAGUAGUCAUAAAUGAAUUAGGUAGACACAAGUUAUAAAACUAUAGAGGAGGAAGUUCCCC
Schistosoma margrebowiei is the source of this 999-nucleotide messenger RNA. Lineage: Eukaryota; Metazoa; Platyhelminthes; Trematoda; Strigeidida; Schistosomatidae. The record is from the annotation of a GenBank genome assembly.